AUGAAAAUUUGGUCCAACAUAGCAAAAGAUGUUGAAGAUUCAAAUCAUUUAAACUACGAAGAGAUGACAGCCAUGCUAACAAAAAUAGUUGAUCAAUGUCCUGGCAUCAUGAGGCUUUACAGCAUUGGAAAGUCAGUCAAACAGAGGGAGCUCUGGGUUGUUGAAAUUUCAAAAAGUCCAGGUGUGCAUAGGACAGGUUUGCCAGCAUUCAAGUACAUUGGAAACAUGCAUGGAAAUGAGGUGGUUGGUAGAUUUCUUCUUGUCAACCUCAUCAAGUUGUUGUGCAUCAACCACAAAAAAUCGGAUUAUGUCGAUUUGUUGAUUGAGCUGACAACUAUUCACAUCAUGCCAUCCAUGAAUCCAGAUGGUUAUGAAAUUUCAGUCGAAGGGGAUGUGGAUAGUGUACAAGGCAGAGCAAAUGCAAAUGGUGUUGAUCUCAAUCGCAACUUUCCAAAACGCUUAUCAUCCACUCCAGAGGUUCAAGAAGUAGAAACCAAAUCAGUUAUGGCCUGGUCGCAAGCAAAUGAUUUUGUGUUAUCUGCAAAUUUGCAUGGUGGUUCAUUAGUAGCUAACUAUCCUUAUGACGAUGCAACAGAUGGUAAUAGUGUGUACAGCAAGUGUCCAGACGAUGAAACAUUUCGCAUGCUGGCCUCAUCAUAUGCUCGUGCACAUCCCUACAUGACAAGGAAGCCCCAAUGUGGUGCAGAGCAGGGUGAUUCAUUUGAAGGGGGCAUAACAAACGGAGCAUCGUGGUACUCAGUGAGUGGGGGCAUGCAGGAUUGGAACUACCUUCACACAAAUUGCUUUGAAAUUACUCUUGAAAUCAGCUGCACCAAGUUUCCAGCGUCUACUCAGUUGAUGAAGUACUGGCAUGACAAUAAAGAACCUCUUUUAGUUUACCUCACUCAGGUGCACAAAGGCUUUUGGGGUUACACGGUAGAUAAAAACACCGGAGAACCUCUUGCACAUGUGACCAUCUUUGUUUCGAACAUCAACCACGACAUCUCAUCAACAAGUUCUGGAGAGUUCUGGAGAAUUGUCAGUCCUGGAAAAUAUGAAGUCACUGCUGCUAAACUCAAGUUAAUAUCAGCCUCAUUCACCCGCAUUGUCAUUUUUGAUUAA
This is a messenger RNA of Helobdella robusta, 1122 nucleotides long. RefSeq lists its product as hypothetical. Gene Ontology annotation, molecular function: zinc ion binding; metallocarboxypeptidase activity. Bases 1 to 1122 code for a protein of 373 amino acids. Gene Ontology annotation, biological process: proteolysis. The transcript is spliced from 3 exons. NCBI's taxonomy places the organism in Eukaryota, Metazoa, Annelida, Clitellata, Rhynchobdellida, Glossiphoniidae. The record is from RefSeq and is a predicted model, not a curated record.